Messenger RNA from Artibeus jamaicensis (Jamaican fruit-eating bat), 3167 nucleotides. It is a transcript of the gene DGKE, whose product is annotated as diacylglycerol kinase epsilon. Gene Ontology annotation, molecular function: ATP-dependent diacylglycerol kinase activity. The transcript has 11 exons. The record is from RefSeq and is a predicted model, not a curated record. The coding region runs from base 227 to 1921 and encodes 564 amino acids. NCBI's taxonomy places the organism in Eukaryota, Metazoa, Chordata, Mammalia, Chiroptera, Phyllostomidae.
CCCCCUCGGCGGGCGCGACAGGUCCGCUGGCCGGGCGAACAGGAAGCUCUGGGGUUCUGCCGUGGGAAGACGGUGUGUGCGUUCCUCGCCUUAGAGAGAGCGGAGCCGCCAGGGCGCACCGCGCCCCGGGUAUCCCCCGAAAGCAGGAAGGAAGGUGGGGGUGGGGCGCGGCGAGCCCGAGGUGGACCCGCCUGUGUCUCUACAGUAGGAAUCGUCCUUGGAGAAGAUGGAAGGGGAGAAGCGGCAGGAGCCCUACGCGGGCCUAUUUGCGGACGGGCACCUGAUCCUAUGGACGCUGUGCUCGGUGCUGCUGCCCGUGUUCAUCACCUUCUGGUGCAGCCUUCAGCGGUCGCGCCGGCAGCUGCACCGCAGGGACAUCUUCCGUAAGAGCAAGCAUGGGUGGCGCGACACGGACCUGUUCAGCCAUCCCACCUACUGCUGCGUGUGUGGGCAGCACAUCUUGCAGGGCGCCUUCUGCGAUUGCUGCGGGCUGCGUGUGGACGAGGGCUGCCUCAAGAAGGCCGACAAGCGUUUCCAAUGCAAGGAGAUCAUGCUCAAGAAUGACGGCAGGGCCCUGGAUGGCAUGGCUCACCACUGGAUCCGGGGCAACGUCCCCCUGUGCAGCUACUGUGUGGUUUGCAAGCAGCAGUGCGGCAGUCAGCCAAAGCUCUGCGAUUACAGGUGCAUCUGGUGUCAGAAAACAGUCCAUGACGAGUGCAUGAAAAGUAGCUUAAGGAGUGAAAAGUGCGAUUUUGGAGAAUUCAGAAACCUCAUCAUUCCACCGAGUUAUUUAACCUCCAUUAAUCAGAUGCGUAAGGACAAAAAAACAGACUAUGCAAUGCUAGGCUCUAAGCUUGGAAAGCAGUGGACUCCGUUAAUAAUCCUGGCCAACUCUCGCAGUGGAACGAACAUGGGAGAAGGGCUGUUGGGAGAAUUCAGGAUUCUUCUAAACCCAGUCCAGGUUUUCGAUGUCACUAAAACGCCCCCGAUCAAAGCCCUGCAACUCUGUGUGCUUCUUCCUCAUUACUCAGCUCGAGUCCUUGUCUGCGGAGGGGAUGGCACUGUGGGCUGGGUACUGGACGCAGUUGACGAGAUGAAGAUCAAGGGGCAGGAAAAAUACAUCCCACAAGUCGCCGUCCUACCUCUGGGAACGGGCAACGAUCUGUCCAAUACGCUGGGCUGGGGCACAGGUUACGCGGGGGAAAUCCCAGUCACGCAAGUCUUACGCAAUGUGAUGGAAGCAGACGGAAUCAAGCUGGACAGAUGGAAAGUCCAAGUAACAAGUAAAGGAUACUACAACCUGAGAAAACCCAAGGAAUUCACAAUGAACAACUAUUUUUCUGUUGGACCAGAUGCCCUCAUGGCUCUCAAUUUUCAUGCUCAUCGUGAGAAGGCACCGUCUCUGUUUUCUAGCAGAAUUCUUAAUAAGGCUGUUUACUUGUUCUACGGAACCAAAGACUGCUUAGUGCAAGAAUGUAAAGAUUUGAAUAAAAAAGUUGAGCUAGAACUGGAUGGUGAGCGAGUAGAACUGCCUAAUUUGGAAGGGAUUAUAGUUCUGAACAUUGGAUACUGGGGCGGCGGCUGCAGACUGUGGGAAGGGAUGGGAGACGAGACUUACCCCCUAGCCAGGCAUGACGACGGUUUACUGGAGGUCGUUGGAGUGUACGGGUCCUUCCACUGCGCUCAGAUCCAGGUGAAACUGGCAAACCCUUUCCGAAUAGGACAAGCACACACAGUGCGGCUGAUCUUGAAGUGCUCGAUGAUGCCCAUGCAGGUGGAUGGGGAGCCCUGGGCCCAAGGGCCCUGCACCGUCACCAUAACUCACAAGACACACGCACUGAUGUUGUAUUUCUCCGGAGAACAAACGGAUGAUGACAUCUCUAGUGCUUCAGAUCAAGAGGACGUGAAGGAAACCGAGUAGCUGGAUGAGGAAAUGAACGCUUCUUCAAACGGAAUCCGCACAAACACGUAAAUGCACAUUCAUCCGAAAGCAGAAGCUCUCCACCGACUCUUUAGUCUGCAUGUCACCAGUAGUGAAAUGAACAUGCAUCUCUGUAAAUAGCAUUCCAAACACAGCCAAACAUCUGUUGUUUACUAGGCCUGUUUGGGGCAGGGAGGGGUUCUUUUGGUUUUUUGUUUUUGGUUUAACAAAACACGUGGAUCGUAUAGUGCUCAUUUUAAAAAGUCACAGAACUUUACAUGGAGGUGAGAUGUUGUUUCCGUGGCUUUGUGCUGGAGACCAGGCUCCCUGAAGGCAGCCCCGCACCUCCUUAUUCCUGAACCGCGCGUCUGCUGAGCACGUCACACACGCGGCGAGGUGUGGGUGGAACCACUCCUAUGUUCAUUUUUAAUGUGGUGACAUCGCAACAUUUAAGAAGUUAACUUGCUGCUUUGAAAGGAGAUGGCUGGUUUCCAGCCAGCACGGCCAGUGCAGGGCCCUCCCGGCAGCCUCUUAAGGCUUCCUACAGCCCCGCACACGUGGGUCCAUAAAUAACUGAUUUCCAAGGAAGCCGAAAAAGGAGAAAUGUCAAAGAAAGACGAUAUUUAACAUUUUUGUCAUAGUUUUUAUUUUAGGAGCAAUUUCGGACUCCAAAUGUUGUUUGUUUAGCCCAGGUAGCGACCAUGUUGAGCUGCUGAAAUUGAGCAUCUUGUUUAUAACGCAGAAUGGCCAGAAGAGGACCACACAGGUGAACUGGUAAAGACCAACACUCAGAAGACUUUGGAUUGGAAGUUAUAGGUUCGAAGCCGGACAGUUAGUUCUCCAACUUUUCUUUUCAUUAAAGGACAAUAUCAGCAAUUCAAAAAAUGUACUAAAGAAAGUUUACUAUUCAUAAUAAUUGUUCAAAAACAGUUCAAAAAUAAUUGAUAAGUUUUUAAAAUUCAGUGAUCUUACAGUAGUUUGAAUACAGUAGUCUUUCAUAGCCAAAAUGCUUAACAGAGCCUCCCCUUGGGGAAGUGACAGAAUCCUCUGCUAAAAUGUUUCUAUCGUAUUUAUUUUAAAAUGAGAUAUAUUUUUUUACUUAUUUAUUUUCUUUAUUGUGGCAACCUAUGUUUAGUGUUUACAAUAUAUGGCUUUAUUUUAAUAAGUUAAAUUGAUCGCAUAAAUUCUAGUCACAGUCAGCUAGAAAUGUAGCCUAUUGAUUAAGUAAUUAAAACCCGUAAGUUAA